This is a messenger RNA of Mizuhopecten yessoensis (Yesso scallop), 6598 nucleotides long. Its product is annotated as lysosomal alpha-glucosidase-like. Gene Ontology annotation, molecular function: carbohydrate binding; alpha-1,4-glucosidase activity. The transcript is spliced from 20 exons. The record is from RefSeq and is a predicted model, not a curated record. Lineage: Eukaryota; Metazoa; Mollusca; Bivalvia; Pectinida; Pectinidae. Gene Ontology annotation, biological process: carbohydrate metabolic process. Bases 267 to 3179 code for a protein of 970 amino acids.
AUCAAUGCGAGAUAGUAAAUUGCACGCACAUAUAUGCAUGCUCUUUUGAAACGACGUGAUCGAUGGGAUAAAUUGUCAGUGCAAAUGUCAAGUGUCAGACACUGAUCAGCUGACUUGUAUCCUUGUGAUCGCGUACUCGCAUAUUGGGCAUUACUACGCUGCAUGCUUAAAUCAACAUUCUUGGUCUUUUAUUCCUUUUUCACGUUGGAACUGUACAUUGUAUUAAUUUGAUGUAACGUCACAAGUAAGUUGUCAACUUACUCAAGAUGAAGCCACGUUUUGACUGGCUGGCUUUUACAGUCAUCUUUUGCUUACUGAGUGCACUGCUGUACUUCAAUACUUCAGUGGUGCCCCAGAUACAGAUUGUUUUACUGAGCUCUCUGCAAAAUGAUCAGCAACAACUCCAAGGAAAUCCCCUCCAAGGUAACACCUACAACAUUGAUAAAGCAGGCCCAUAUGUUAUCACAGCUCAUUUGUUAAACAAAGGCAGUUCUGAAAAUCUUGUGGAAACCAACUUGACAGAGAACUUAUCUGAUCAAAAGCAAAGUUUGAAGAAUAGACAGAAAGUGAAGGACAGUUGCAGUAAUUUUAAAGAUAGUGAGAAAUUUGACUGUGAUCCAGAAGGAUCAGUAUCUGAAGCCAAAUGUCAGGCGAGGGGGUGUUGUUGGCACCCCCAAGUAAAACCACCAUCUCAUCCUGUUAGAGGUCUGCCACUAGGUGUUCCCUGGUGCUUUUACCCUGAUGGCUACCCGGGUUAUAUUGUGGACAGUGUUGACUACCGCCCCACUGGGGUCAGGGUUCAGAUCUCCAGGAAAACUAACUCCUACUACUCCGACGACAUCAAGACAGCUGUAAUGGAUGUCACUUAUAGAUCGGAUCAAACACUGAGGAUCAAGAUAUUUGACCCCAGUAAGAACAGGUACGAGGUUCCGAUAUAUGGCUCCCCAUCAACUCAGACAACCAAUGACACUCUGUACAGCUUCUCCGUCAGUGAGGUGGGGCAACCAUUCAACUUCCAGCUGGUCAGGAAAACUGCCACGGGUCUAGUACCGGUCAUCGUAUUAAGGACCAAUCGUACAGCACCAUUCAUGUUCAGUGACCAGUACAUCCAGCUAGCCUCUUUCUUACCCUCCAACUAUAUCUACGGUCUGGGAGAACACAGAGGGAGUCUACUUCAUGAUGUAAACUGGAAACAGUUCACCAUGUGGAACAAGGACCGUCCACCAAAAGAAAAUACUAACCUGUAUGGUUCCCAUCCAUUUUACCUUGUAAUGGAGGGCAGAGAUGGGGGGAGCCAUGGAGUCUUCCUUGCCAACAGCAAUGCUAUGGAUGUAAUUCUGCAGCCAGCACCAGCUAUAACCUGGCGUACCAUUGGUGGGAUUAUUGACAUGUAUGUGUUCCUUGGGCCGUCUCCAGCUGCUGUUAUUCAGCAGUACACAGAGGUCAUAGGGCGAUCGUUCAUGCCGCCCUACUGGAGCCUUGGAUACCACCUGUGUAGGUGGGGUUAUAAGACAGCUAAUGGCACCCUCGCUAUCACAGACAGGGUUCAAGCAGCGGGGAUUCCACAGGAUGUCCAGUGGAACGACAUUGACUACAUGGACAGGAAGCUAGACUUCACCACUGGACCAAAGUUUGGUGACCAAAGCACCAUGGUGGACAAUCUUCACAAGCGGGGAAUGCACUACAUCAUGAUACUAGAUCCAGGAAUAAGUACCUCACAAAAGCCUGGCUCCUACAUGCCUUAUGAUGUUGGAAUCAAAAUGGACAUCUUCAUCAAAGACAGCUCGGGAAAACCUAUUGUUGGCAAGGUGUGGCCAGGUAACACUGUAUUCCCAGACUUCACUCAUCCUUUAGCAGCCCAGUACUGGACCUCACUGAUCAGGGAAUUCCACGACAACGUUCCAUUUGACGGGAUAUGGAUUGAUAUGAAUGAAAUAUCCAAUUUUGUUGCUGGCUCAUUAUCUGGAUGUCCCUCCAACUCAUCUCUGGAGAAUCCUCCCUAUCUGCCAGCUGUGGAAGGAGGAUCUCUACGAUUCAACACAUUGUGUGCCUCGGCAAGGCAGAACUUGUCAGUGUGUUACAACACUCACAAUCUGUAUGGCCUCACAGAGACCAUGGCAACAUACAAAGCUCUACAACUUGUACGCGGGAAGAGACCUUUCAUAAUAUCCAGGUCAACCUUCCCCGGUCAAGGUCAAUUUGGAGGUCAUUGGUCAGGAGACAAUGAUGCUACAUACAGUGACAUGUACUUCUCUAUACCAGAAAUACUCAACUUCAACAUGUUUGGAAUUUCCAUGAUUGGGGCUGAUAUCUGUGGUUUCCGGUCAGAGACAAAUGAACAAUUGUGUGUCCGUUGGCAUCAACUUGGAGCUUUCUAUCCAUUUUCUCGUAACCACAACACUUUAGGAAUGAAGGACCAGGAUCCGGCUGCCUUCAGCCAUAAUGCUGUGAUGGCUAUUAAGUCAGUGUACCUGGUACGCUACUCCUUACUUCCCUACCUCUACACUCUUUUCCACAAAAGUCACCAGAUGGGACACACCGUUGCCAGACCACUGUUCUUUGAGUUUCCAGAAGAUGAGAAGACUUAUAGUAUUGAUCGCCAGUUCUUGUGGGGUGAGGCACUAAUGAUUUCACCAGUCCUUACAAAGGAUGCCACAACUGUCGACAUAUAUUUCCCGGGGUUUAGAUGGUACGACUUCUACAACGGUCGCCAUAACUAUACUACUGGUAGUGUACAGAACCUGCCUGCUCCCAUCAACCAGAUCAACCUACACGUGAGGGAAGGGUACAUCCUUCCCAUGCAGGAACCUGCCUUGACUACAACAGACAGCCGAAAGAACCCCUUUAGUCUGCUGGUGGCUCUGAACGAGAAGGGAGAGGCACAGGGAAGCUUGUUCUGGGACGAUGGAGACACAAUAGGAACCUAUACAUCUGAAAAGUAUAUCACGAUGCAGUUUCAAGCUGGAAAGCAAGUUUUACAGAGCCAGAUAUUGCAUAAUGGUUACUUGACGUCUGCGACCUGGGGUAGCAUAACAGUCUAUGGUGUGACACAGAACCCAACAUCAGUCACAGUCAAUGGACAGACUGUAAAAAACACUUACGACCACAACUACAAGGUUCUCCAUGUCAGCGACCUUACUCUGGACCUGGUGCUGGCCUUUAAGAUGGCCUGGAAAUAGAGAACAGAUACAAUCCCUCGUAACAAAGAACUGCUGGGUUAAUUUCAUUGUCAAAACAAAGUGUACAGAUUUUGUUGAAGUUUUAUAUCUGUAAGUCACAAAAACUGUUUUACUACUACAAGAUGACACUGGAUUGUCAUCUCCGAAGUAACUUGACAAUCUUUUUACAAAAAGAAUUAUUUUAGUCAAAUCACUUGUUAUUAACUACACAGGGUUUAAGUUGUAUGCCAAACAAAAGGAUUUUCCUUUGAUAUUUUUAUUCAUUGUACAUGUUUUGUGGCACUAUAUGUUGCAUAAUGAAAAAUCAGAAUUGUAGUUGAUCUUUCGUCUUUCUGGGGAGAGACAAGUUUGAUUUUGCUGUGAAAUUAUUGAAUGAGAUAUAUAUUCUGGUGUUAUAUUGUGUUAUAAUGUGUUAUGAUGUGUUAUGAUGUGUUAUUGUAUGUAUAACAAAUGUGUUUUAAUGUGAUGUAGUGGACUAUAGCAUGUAAGCUGUGCUAUAAUGUGAUAUAUUGUGAUUCAUCUUGACCUCUUUCCACAGUGCGUCAUAUGUUCAAAAUUUACAUUUUCAAUGUAAAGUUCAAAUAUAACAUGAUUCUGACUAGGUGCCGCAUCAGCCUUCUUCAAAAGCCAUUUUGAUCAUUGCAAUGUUCUAUACAUAGUCCUGACGAAAUGUUAUUUUUCAGGUGGGUGAGAAAUCCAAUUUGGUUGCCUUGGCUGCCAUCUUGAAAUUCUAGUUUGAACUAAAACUCAAGUUCUAAUAAGACAAUUCAACUAAAUUUGGUAGAGAUUCCUGGGUCUUGACAGUGUUGUCAUUUUUCACUUUUGAUCAAAAAUUCAAUAAUGUAGUUUGGAGGGAAAUAGUAUAUAGUUUGGAGAGGGGAUAGUAUAGUUUGGAGGGGGAUAGUAUAGUUUGGAGGGGGGAUAGUGUAGUUUGGAGGGGGGAUAGUAUAGUUUGGAGGGGUAUAGUAUAGUUUGGAGGGGGGGAUAGUAUAGUUUGCAUGGAAACAAUGUUUUUGGUAUCUCUAUUCUGUAAACAAAUUGCAAGCAUGAUUUUUGAGGUUUAUGAAGGUCAUAGUAAUGUGAACUGUUAUGCCUGCAGCCUCAGGUCAUAGUAAUGUGAACUGUUAUGUCUACAGCCUCAGGUCAUAGUAAUGUGAACUGUUAUGUCUACAGCCUCAGGUCAUAGUAAUGUGAACUGUUAUGUCUACAGCCUCAGGUCAUAGUAAUGUGAACUGUUAUGUCUACAGCCUCAGGUCAUAGUAAUGUGAACUGUUAUGUCUACAGCCUCAGGUCAUAGUAAUGUGAACUGUUAUGUCUACAGCCUCAGGUCAUAGUAAUGUGAACUGUUAUGUCUACAGCCUCAGGUCAUAGUAAUGUGAACUGUUAUGUCUACAGCCUCAGGUCAUAGUAAUGUGAACUGUUAUGUCUACAGCCUCAGGUCAUAGUAAUGUGAACUGUUAUGUCUACAGCCUCAGGUCAUAGUAAUGUGAACUGUUAUGUCUACAGCCUCAGGUCAUAGUAAUGUGAACUGUUAUGUCUACAGCCUCAGGUCAUAGUAAUGUGAACUGUUAUGUCUACAGCCUCAGAUCAUAGUAAUGUGAACUGUUAUGUCUACAGCCUUAUUGUUUGGUCAUUGGAGCACAUGGGACCUCUUUUCCUAAAUUUACCCAUUUAGAGAAAAAGACAAAAAAAUAUUAUUUCUCAUUACUAAAAUGAUAUAUUUUAGUGUGUUUUGUUGCUCCCAUGAUUGGUAACAAAACUGUCUUGUUUUGUGUAAACAAUUGUUUCCACUUCAUAUUCAUGUUAAAGCCGAUGGGCCUAUUCAAACAAUAAUACACAUCUUGCCAUUGGUUUGAUAUCUUGCCUUUGAUUAUCUUGUUUGCUGCUAAGAGCUAUUAUACGCAAAGAUUAUAUUCUGACAUGAAAACUUAUAAAAAUCAUCUGCUCUCAGCUGAAUGUAACUUAAACAAAUGUAAACACAUACGUGUAUACAGCUGUUAUGUUGAUGGGCAUAUUACCUAGUAUGUUAUGCUGUUGAAUGACUUAUUUCAUCAUGAAGAUAAAAUAUUAUAUAUUCAAUCGAUUUAAAUUGUAGUGUAUCAAUUUGUUUCUCCAGUAGUGGUUAGACGGGACUUUAACAGUUUUUAAUUACCAAAUUUCAGUGGGAAGACAGUUUUAGAUAACAGCAGUUCUGUGACAUUCUGUUUUCUCAGAACAUGUAUUUUUUUAUUUUGUUUUAUUACACAGCCAUUCAUUAAAAAAGUACUUUCAUUGUGAAUUCACGACAUCAUUUCACCUCACAAUGGGUUUUGUUACUCAACCUGAAACUCAGUUAGUUUGUUAUUACACAUGUUGACUAUGGAAAGUGCAUGUGAGGAUUUUUAUUAUGUAGUGACUGAGCGGCGUUUAUUUUUAUUAUCAUGCCGGUGUCCUAUAAAAUUUUCAUCCCCAUAAGAUACCUAUCCGGAUGAGUUUUAUGGAUGUAGCCAAUUUGUGUUCAUACCGGCAUGAAAAUUAAAAGUAACGCCAUUCAUUCUAAAUAUUUACAUUUUUACUAUAGAACAAUUGUUAAACUUUAUUUAUUUGUUCUUAAAACAUUUUUCUUCUUUACUGCAUUUUGAAUAUGCGUCAUCCUUAAAACGACAUUGGCAGAAAAGCCCUAUUUAACUAAAAUUGGCACCAAUAAUUAACCGUAGUCAUUUGAGCGUUUGACACAGGGGCAUUCUCCAUGUCAUCCGAAGCGAAGCGACAAGACACUCAUUGAACAAGGUUUAUCUAUGACAUUGCUUUCAUUCUCAAAUGAAAUGUAUUUCUGCUGGUAAUGUUCAUAUAAUGGGUUGCAGCACAAAUGUAAAUAUAUGAUUAUAUAGUUAUUGGUAUGCUGAGUAGCUGAUAAAGACGUGUACAAGAUCUGUGGUGUAGAAGUUAUGUACUGAAUUUAUAACUGUAUUUCUGGAAGGUCAGAUAUGAUAUUUUCACCUUUAUUUUUGCUCUGUUAUUAAUACCUGAGAGUGGUGUAUGAGUGAAGUAGUUGGACAAAUGUUGGAUAUAAUGGAAUGUGAUGGUAGUACAGUGUUGUUUAUGAUAGACUAAGUACAGGUAGGUACAGUUGUGGGAUCACACAACGUUACACAAUGUGCAGUGUGCGCACGCACGAUGUGCACAGAAUGUUUGCACAGGUGUGCACAAUGAGCUAAUGAUAAAAAUCUAGACAAUUAUUGCUUGCGAAUAUUUGUGCAGACGAUGGACGAAUGUUGUGCGAUGACAACUGUGGUGUAAAUUGAGAAAUGGCUUAAUAAUAUAUACGGUUUUGUGUUUACACCUAUUCACUUGAUUUUUAAGUAUAUAUUUCUAUAUUCUAGCUACAUGUACCUAUAUAAGCUGAUCUUUCUAUCUAUUUUCUUCAAUUUAGAAUUAAU